Molecule: messenger RNA, 540 nt
Organism: Rasamsonia emersonii CBS 393.64
Lineage: Eukaryota; Fungi; Ascomycota; Eurotiomycetes; Eurotiales; Trichocomaceae
Exons: 2
Coding region: 1-540 (179 amino acids)
Source: RefSeq, a predicted model, not a curated record
AUGAAUGUGCGAGAGUUCUUUAUCCAGCAUAUGAUUGACGACCCGUCUGCUAAGCGGGUUAUCCAGGAUUCCCAAGAGUCUUUCACCACCUACCAACGAAAAGAGGUGAAAAUUUGGUGUAUGUUCAUCGACCACACCUACCAGAGGAUGUGGGUGGCCCGUUUGGCGCAAGAAGCCGUGUAUGAGUUGGGAGCCCAGCUGGCAGGUUCACUCAGUGGUGAACUGAUGCCUAAUGAGAGCACUAUCGAGGCUUACGCCGAAGAAGCCCUGAACUUGUUGAUGGAAUGGGGACCGGAGAAGAGGACAGAGUGGUCGAACCCGAGAGAAUUGGACCAUGGAUUUACUUUUGAGAGAUAUUUGGCGAUCAACAAUCGUUUAUAUCUCUUUUCUCUGGUUACUCCGUGCAGUGAAGAGAUACGCCAAAGCUUCACCAUGAGAGAGGCCUGGACGCCUUCGGAUCAAAGCUUUUCCAUGAGGCCGUAUCAGUCCUCAGACGGUGCGAUCUGGAAGAGUCUAGCAAUGACUUUCUCAGCAGGCUAA